AUGACUGACGCAUCACCUAUACCGGACUGGCUCAUGUCCUGCCGGUCUCCAGAACACCUCGUUAAUGUGCUCGACAUCCUCGCCCAGCGCGAACGCGCCCGCGCCCGCGCUCGCACCACGUCCUACAAGCGUUCUUCCAAGUCCAUCGUGGAGCGGCUGACCCAAACGCUGCCGACAGGGGAAGAAAAGGGCGAUCUGGCCGAUUACUACUCCGUCUCUGCGGGCUGCAGCAAGGAAAAUGAGGAGUACAACCGGUACAUCGACAUAGCGCCAUACGACCGCACGCGCGUGGUCGUCUCGUACGGCGCGGCGGAGACGGGGGAUGCGGCUGCAGACUCUUCUCUGUCGCAGGGAAGAUACUUGAACGCGAACUGGGUGCGCGAGCGGGCGGGGGGCAAGUGGUGGAUCGCGGCACAGGCGCCGCUGCCGCAGACGGCACAUGCGUUCCUCAGCACGAUCAUCCACACCCCCGCGCACCCCUACGCGGUGGCCCGGACGGAGAUGGGGCGGAUACGGACGGUCGUGCAGCUGACGCAGAACGUGGAGCGGGGGAUACAAAAGGCGCACACGUACUUUCCGACGGGGGACGGCCAGACGUUCACAGUCCCGCCCGAAGAGGGAUGCACCGCGCCCGCGCUCACGGUCACUCUCCUGCGGACGGUGGGCCACGCCGACGCGCAGUGCGUGCAGAGCACCGUGUCUGUCGUCCCGGAGACACUGUCGCCGUCCGCGGCGGUCGUCUUUGAGCACCUAUUGUUCUGCGCGUGGCCCGACCAAGGCGUGCCCCGUGGGGCGGACCGGGGGCGGCUCCUGCGCUUCGUCCGUCUUGUAGACGAGACGAACCGGGCGGGCGACGCGGACGCGCCGGUUCUGCUGCACUGCUCGGCGGGCGUCGGACGCACAGGCACGUUUAUCGCGCUUGCGUCGCUCUUGCGCGCACACGGGCUGCUCGCGCGCGCAUCGGCGGAGGCGGAAGGUUCGGAGAGGCAGGCCCUGCCGCGGUCUCCGUUGGGCGCGCUCCCCGAGGCGCUGCAGGAUGACCUGGUGGCACAGGAGAUCGACAUGCUGCGGGAGCAGCGGCCGGGGAUGGUGGAGAGGGCGGAGCAGGUGGCGUUUGUGUACGACAUGCUCGCUGCGGCGCUGAAGACGGAGGAUGGGGACGCAGCGUGA
Molecule: messenger RNA, 1170 nt
Organism: Fibroporia radiculosa
Lineage: Eukaryota; Fungi; Basidiomycota; Agaricomycetes; Polyporales; Fibroporiaceae
Exons: 1
Coding region: 1-1170 (389 amino acids)
Biological process (GO): protein dephosphorylation
Molecular function (GO): protein tyrosine phosphatase activity
Source: RefSeq, a predicted model, not a curated record